Molecule: messenger RNA, 746 nt
Organism: Aspergillus vadensis CBS 113365
Lineage: Eukaryota; Fungi; Ascomycota; Eurotiomycetes; Eurotiales; Aspergillaceae
Exons: 3
Coding region: 327-746 (139 amino acids)
Source: RefSeq, a predicted model, not a curated record
CCCCUCCCCAAUCUCACGGUCGGGUUACACACAACAACGCGGGUUGAUAGAUCUAUACGCGGCGGGAGAUCUAUCGCGACCGGCAAAAAGUAUAUCGCAAUCCCAGCGAUAACAGACAACACAACCGGAUUCAAGGCACGCGGAUUAACUUUCGAACUUAUCAUAUAGUAGACUGGAAUUGUGCCGUCUUGAGACUACUGCACUGUGACGUGAUGGGGUAAAUUAAUGUUGUUCCUUCGACAGCAAGACUUCCUCCCCGAUCGCAAAGCGGCUGUUGCUGGAUUCACAUCCUGGUCGCUGGUUCACCAUUAUUAUUACCACGAGUUAUGGUGAUGUCGGUUCGGCGAAACUUCGUCAAAACACGCGGGAUGCCCGGGGAUUGUUUGGACUGUUUGGGACAUUCCGUUGCUUGGGACACAAGGAGGGUCUUAGCUGAGAUGGCUUGCGAGGGAAAUCCUUCCGCUGCACUAGACGCGGUCCUAUACUUGGCUGUAACGGCUGCACUCCGCAUGCGGCAAGCGGUUGCUGCGUCCGGUGUCUGUCGCUCUCUGGAUGGAUCAUCCGGCUGGCUGGAGAUGGUCCGAUCGCGCAGCAAGGUUCGACCCGACUUGAGUUGUCUUCUCGUACUUUGGGGCAAGGCGCAGGCAGCAAAUCGGAGAAAGAAAUGGCCGUUGUCGGGCGACUGCCCAUUUUUUUGGGGGGUGUUCCCGGAGGACUACGAUAAUCACAAGUAUCAGGCGGGUUGA